Eremothecium gossypii ATCC 10895 is the source of this 1674-nucleotide messenger RNA. RefSeq names its product SUMO-targeted ubiquitin ligase complex subunit SLX5 (gene SLX5). Gene Ontology annotation, cellular component: SUMO-targeted ubiquitin ligase complex. Bases 1 to 1674 code for a protein of 557 amino acids. The transcript has a single exon. Lineage: Eukaryota; Fungi; Ascomycota; Saccharomycetes; Saccharomycetales; Saccharomycetaceae. Gene Ontology annotation, molecular function: ubiquitin-protein transferase activity. The record is from RefSeq and is marked provisional.
AUGACCGAUCCUAACGCAGCGAGGAAUGCGGUGAUAGAGAUAGAGAGUGAUCCCGAAGAGGACCAGCGGAUAAUCAACCAAUAUAGACAGACCCGUCUGGUGCCCGACCGGCGGCUGAACCGGCCCCGGGACGCCGCGAACCGAUUUGUAAGUGUCAGUGGCCGGGUGGCGGCGGCGGCUGGCGAGGGGGACGAUGAAGUGGAGAUCGUCAACGAGGUGUACCUGGAUGACGAGGGGCCGAUCGACAGCACAGCGGACUUCGUGGACUUGGACGAGCAGCAGGGGCCGUCGUCCAGUAUGGUGAUCAACCACGACGGCGGCGGGGACGACGACGUGGCGAUCAUCGAGGAGCGGACGACGCACCCGACGUUCCUGCUGAACCUGCCGAACGGGCAGACGCUGCGGAUAAGCGGAUCUGUGCACGACCGCCCGCUGCGGCGCUCAUUCGAGACGCAGCGGACGGCGCGCGCCAACAUGCUGCGGCGCGCGGCGCGCAGCGCGCAGCGCCUGUUCAUGAACGAGAACGAUGGCGAGCCGAGCGAGCGCGAGGCCAGCGACCGGGAGUACCUGCCGCAGUCGGUGCUGCGCCAGCGGCAGCAGGCGUUGAUGCAGGAGCGACUGCAGCGGCAGCGCGAGCACGCCAGGCAACAUGAGCAUAUCGCGGACCCCCAGGUAGACGCCCUGGCGCCGGAGCUGCGAAGCAUCUUCUACCAUGCGGAGACUCUGCACGAGGUGCGAACAAUGCUGAACGCCAGCGGGCUCGGCACAAGCGCCGCCGCGAUGCAGGACCUGCUCCAGCUUUACAUGCAGUUCCGCUCGCGCCAGAUCAACAACUGGGCGCGCCAGCGCGCACAGGAGUUCAGGCACGGCAGCGCGCGCGAGGCCGACCACGCGCAGGACGACUCCGCCUCGCGCGCGCGCCUGCGCAAUCCCGCGCUGAACGCGCAGCGCCGGAACUCCUUUACCAGCUAUGUCCUGGCGCGCUCGCUCGGCGGCUUCGGAGUGUGGCCGAACGACUUCUUCGGCGACGACGACGAGGUCACCCAGAACAUCAUCGACAUCAUCCAGGCGCGCGAGGAGCGCGACCUGGACAGCAGAAAGCGCAAGUACAUGGAGGACACCAAGUCCCAGCAGCAGGCCUUCGUCGCCCGCGCCCAGAGGCUGCCCGAGGGCUACUAUGCCUCCUUUGACCCCACACCCAAGAUGAAGAUGACGCUCGAGAAAAACGGCAAGACCGAAGAGGUCGUCGUCGCCGACGACCUCGCGGCCAAGUCCUACGUCGAGGUCCCCGUGUGCUGCCUCUGCGGCGUCGAGCUCGGCCUCGGCAUCCCCGACGACUUCGCCGGCAUUUCCGCCGUGGACCGCGGUGUCUCCUUCGAGAGCCUGGUCUCCAAGUACGACUUCCACUGCCCGUACCAGGCCCUCGCGCAUCCGUCUAUCGCCGACCGCGACCUCUCGCGCAAGACCUUCGUCGCCCACUGCGGCCACACCUUCUGCGGCCGCUGCUUCGCCCGCAUCAACAACGCCAAGCGCUUCUCCAAGAUCUCCAAAAAGCGCCUCGCAGAGCUGCACGGGCCCUCCCACCCCGACAACUACGGUCCCCGCGUCUGCCCGGCCGAGGGCUGCAGGGGCCAGUUGCGCACCCGCGGCAAGAUGCGCGAGGUCUUCUUCUAA